Messenger RNA from Grammomys surdaster, 3161 nucleotides. It is a transcript of the gene Slc22a15, whose product is annotated as solute carrier family 22 member 15. Lineage: Eukaryota; Metazoa; Chordata; Mammalia; Rodentia; Muridae. Gene Ontology annotation, biological process: transmembrane transport. The transcript has 12 exons. Gene Ontology annotation, cellular component: membrane. Bases 21 to 1655 code for a protein of 544 amino acids. Gene Ontology annotation, molecular function: transmembrane transporter activity. The record is from RefSeq and is a predicted model, not a curated record.
UCCUCCGUCGCGAGCCCGCCAUGGAGGUGGAGGAGGCGUUCCAGGCGGUGGGCGAGAUGGGCCUCUACCAGAUGUACUUGUGCUUCCUGCUGGCGGUGCUGCUGCAGCUUUAUGUGGCCACAGAAGCCAUUCUCAUUGCACUAAUUGGAGCUACACCAGCAUACUACUGGGACAUGGCGGAGCUCCUGCCCAACCAGAGCCACAGCAACCAGUCUGUGGGCAAAGGCCAGGCCUUUGGGGACUGGCUUCUGACCGCCAAUGGCAGUGAGAUCCAUAAGCACGUGCAUUUCAGCAGCAGCUUCACCUCUAUCGCCUCUGAGUGGUUUUUAAUUGCCAACCGAUCUUACAAAGUCAGUGCGGCCAGCUCCUUUUUCUUCAGUGGUGUGUUUGUUGGCGUUAUCUCCUUUGGUCAGCUUUCAGAUCGCUUUGGAAGGAAAAAAGUCUAUCUCACAGGUUUUGCUCUUGACAUCUUAUUUGCUAUUGCAAAUGGAUUUUCCCCCUCAUAUGAAUUCUUUGCAGUAACUCGCUUCUUGGUGGGCGUGAUGAAUGGAGGGAUGUCCCUGGUGGCCUUUGUCUUGCUAAAUGAGUGCGUGGGCACCGCCUACUGGGCACUUGCAGGAUCGAUUGGUGGUCUCUUCUUUGCUGUUGGUAUCGCGCAAUAUGCCCUGUUAGGAUACUUCAUCCGCUCCUGGAGGACCCUAGCUGUUCUGGUCAACCUUCAGGGAACAGUAGUCUUCCUCUUAUCUUUAUUCAUUCCUGAAUCACCUCGUUGGUUAUACUCCCAGGGUCGGCUGAGUGAGGCGGAAGAGGCUUUGUACCUCAUUGCCAAGAGGAACCGCAAGCUCAAGUGCACAUUCUCACUAACACAUCCGGCCAACAGGAGCUACAGGGAAACUGGAAGCUUCCUGGAUCUGUUCCGUUACCGGAUCCUCCUAGGACAUACUCUGAUCCUGAUGUUCAUCUGGUUUGUGUGCAGCUUGGUAUACUACGGCCUCACCCUGAGUGCGGGGGACCUAGGGGGAAGCAUUUAUGCCAACCUGGCUUUAUCUGGCCUCAUAGAGAUUCCAUCCUACCCUCUCUGCAUCUACCUGAUUAACCAAAGAUGGUUUGGUCGGAAGCGGACACUAGCAGCGUUUCUGUGCCUUGGAGGACUGGCCUGCCUUAUUGUGAUGUUUCUUCCAGAAAAAAAAGACACAGGUGUGUUCGCAGUUGUCAACAGCCACUCCUUGUCCCUGCUGGGGAAGCUGACCAUCAGUGCUGCCUUUAACAUUGUUUACAUCUACACCUCUGAGCUGUACCCCACUGUCAUCAGAAACGUUGGCCUCGGAACCUGCUCCAUGUUCUCCCGAGUUGGUGGGAUCAUUGCUCCCUUCGUCCCCUCCCUGAAGGACGUGCAGUGGUCUCUGCCCUUCAUCGUGUUUGGAGCCACAGGCCUGACCUCAGGCCUCCUGAGCCUGCUAUUGCCAGAGACUCUGAACAGCCCUUUGCUGGAGACAUUUUCUGAUCUUCAGAUGUACUCAUACAGGAGGCUAGGGGAGGAAGCACUAUCUCUACAGACCUUGGAUCCUCCACAGCCCCUGGACAAGGCCAGCAGUGAGAGUGAGGAGGAGGAAGAGUUCUAUGAUGCAGAUGAGGAGACACAGAUGAUCAAGUGAAGAGCCCACAUUCCUGCCCAGAAGUGAAGCCCCUUAGUGCCUCGUCCAGCUUCAGCACCAGAGAUGUACUCAGCCCACACUGAUGCUUUCCAGACAGGAGAGGCGGUGGUGGAGCAACUCCAAAAGGGAGAACUCGCUGCGUUGAGUCAUUGCUGACUUGUUUGGGACUGAGGCCGCACAGCUCAGAUCCACCUUGUAGGAUUGUGUCCCAUGCUGCUUCCCUUCCUCGGGACCUAAGUGUGAAACUGCUCGCACUUUUACUAGGGUUAGCCAGACCUUCCCCGAGAUUUCAUCUUCCCAGUAAGCUUCACAUCAUCCCUGUCACUUGCUUCUCCCCACCAGGGGUCUUCUGGUGCAGGCUGAUGAGUGCAGAGCUCCCAGCUUCCCCUCUACUCAUGGGCUGGUUCCCAGCUCACUGGUUGCCGGUGCAGCUUGUGCCUUUAGUCUGAGUCAUUCACUAAUAAACGGCAGAGUCACCGGAGCAGUUGUCUGUCAUCAGGGACUGACUGUGGCAUGGUAGCUCCCUUUGACACUUGUGUUGUGCAAUUUUUCCAGUUCUCACUUGGAAGCAUCUGGGGAAUGUUUUUCUUUGUGAGAUUCUAGCAUCAGCAAUAACUUCAAAAUCAUGUCCAGUCAACAACGAAACUCUACAGACUGAGGGUGGUCAGCAAGUGAUGCACUAAGCACUUUUUAAAUGACUGAAGAGAAGAUUCUGUCUCACAGUGUUGUCAGCGUGCAGCGAGGGAUUUGCACAGCAUAUCAGGGCUUGGUCUCUGCCCUGCAUCAGUCUCUACCUGUUAUUUAAAAGGCAUGGUGGUUUUUUCUUUUUCUUUUCUUUUUUUUUUUUAAGAAAAUGGUGAGUUUUCAUUAAGUGCUUCCAUGGAUCUCCAAAUGAAUCAAAAUCACACUUAAUACCUGUUUCUCACAAAACUUGAACACUCUCAAAUAGGCAUAUAAGCCGGGAGUCCACAUGUGGGCAAUUGACCACUUCCUGACCAGGGAAGCAGCUGUGUGUUUAGGAUUUCUAUGUAUGCUAGUCUCUUGGGAGUAGCAAGCACACAAAUGUGAAGGAAAGGUUCUCUGUAGAUGCCCCUAGAAAUUGUGCAAGCCUGCAUUCUUUGCCCCCAGAUAUGUUCCUGGGCUCCUCCAUGUUGUCUCGGCUUUUACUGUGCCCAUCUGUUCCUUUUUUAAAUCAUUUUCCUUUGUGUCCUUGGUCAUGGGGAAGCUGUUUCUACCACUGUGGAUAACAAUGGCUGGCUGGGAUGCAGUGAAGACCCCAUAGGUGGCCCUGUGUCUAGCUGUCAGGAAGAUUAUGGAACUCCCUCCAGCAUCACAUCUGCAAAUUCCAGUAAAGAGUGUCCCACACUCCAAAGUACAAAGUCCUGCUGCUCUCCUCUCUGGGAAAUGGAGGUCAGCUCUCUUUAGGAGAGGAGGAAAAGGGCUUCCAGAAACUCUUGGUUCUUGUCAAAUAAAGUGUUUAAAAUAAAACUAAAUUUAUAUAUAUAA